CAGUCUGUAGAGUCCUCUUACCCAGCUUCCUCUCUUUCGUGUACUCUAACUGCCCGUCACGUUGUCUAACAUGUCUUCACACUUGGUGCGUAAUCCAGGCAUUCCGCUAGAUUUAGAGUGGGUAGGUAGGACAAGAGUUAACCUUCCUGCUGUAAAACGACGGGCUGAUACGCUCAAGACUCGCCGGUCAGUAAAGAAGCAAUGGCAAGCGGCAUGGCUUUUGAGAGCAGUGACUUGUAUCGACCUUACCACCCUGUCUGGGGAUGACACCGCGACGAAUGUGUCCCGACUCUGCUUCAAAGCGCAAAAUCCUGUAAGGAAAGACUUACUGGAAAGCAUGGGUAUGGCGGACAAGGGAAUAACUACAGGUGCUAUUUGUGUGUACCCGUCUCGUGUCCCAGACGCCGUAAAGACUCUCGAGAAUCUUAACUCCAAGGUUCCAAUUGCUUCAGUGGCUGCAGGAUUCCCAGCAGGUCAGACACCCCUCAAGCAAAGACUAGAAGAGAUAGAAACUGCAGUAGCUUCAGGUGCCACAGAGAUUGACAUUGUGAUCAGCAGAGCAUUUGUUCUGGAGGGUAACUGGGAAGCACUUUACAAUGAAGUACAGGCAAUGCGCAAAGCUUGUGAAGAAGCCCAUCUUAAGACAAUCAUUGCCACAGGUGAACUUGGCUCUCUAACAAAUGUUUAUAAAGCUAGUCUGGUUAGCAUGAUGGCUGGUUCUGACUUCAUUAAAACAUCAACUGGUAAAGAGUCAGUUAAUGCUACAUUUCCUGUCGCACUGGUUAUGGUGCGGGCAGUCAGGGAUUACUAUCAGCAAACAGGUCACAAGGUAGGCUUUAAGCCAGCCGGUGGAAUCCGCAGUGCUAAAGAUGCCCUAACAUGGCUCUCUUUGAUGAAAGAAGAACUUGGGGAUGAUUGGACACAUCCUGAUCUGUUUAGGAUUGGUGCCAGUUCACUGCUGGGAGACAUAGAAAGGCAACUUUUCCACUUUGUAACUGGAAGAUAUGCUGCUCAACAUGAAAUACCUAUGGCAUGAGGAAUAGUACAUUUAGGCUUAACAGUGUUAGAGAAUACAAUGGAUAUUUUUAAAGGGAAAGGGACUGAAUUAGUCUUUGACAUUAUGUAAUUGGACAAAAUGCAUACACUUGGAGAAAUAUUAUACACACUCAUGGAAAAGGCCAAUUUUUCAUCAGAACUUUAAAUGUGACUAUUUAAAUAUGGUUUAUAAAUGAAACUGCUCUUUUGAAAUUAUGUGAUAGGUUUAUUGCAAUUGAGGUGUUAAAAUUGAAAACAUACACACAUUCCCCAACUUGAUUUAUCGUUUUACUGGAAGGUUGAAAAUGAUCAACACCAUUUUUUCUUUUUGCAAGGUGUUACAAAAGUAAUUGAAAAGUAUGUGAAACGUUUGCGAAAAAUCUUAACCUUAUAAGGCAGUGUUUUCACAUACUUUUCAGCUAGUUCUUGACACCUUUUUGAGAAAAAUUUGGGUCCAAGCAUGCACUUGAGAGCCUCUAUGGUAGAUUAAGCCUUUACUUUCAAAAUAGGGCUUUCAUAUAUGAGAUGACCGAGUACUGGGAAUUAUGCCCAGUGAUUGGUUCCCAGGAUAGAAUUGGUAUUCUAGUUAAAAAAAAAAUUCUCAUCUUCUGAAGAUCACAUCAAUAAUUUGCAGCACUUUCUGUGUUGCUAGUGAUAUUGCAGUUAUAAUUAUUUAUGGCAAGCCAAACUUAGUAAAAGGUGAGAUGAGUGUCAAGUCAACAGUUGAGUUUCUGUAGUUAAGUUUAAGAGGACAACCAGAUUCAGCAAGUCUGCAAAUACUGUAAUAGCGAAUCAUAAUAACUUACAGUAUAUCAUAAGGAAAUCACUUGCACUUUUUCUAUCUUAUCUGUGUAAUUUUUUAAUCAUAUAAGCCCUGGUGAUAUAAGCAAAAUAAAGUGAUAAUUUUGCAGCUGAA
This is a messenger RNA of Pocillopora damicornis (cauliflower coral), 1951 nucleotides long. RefSeq names its product deoxyribose-phosphate aldolase. The record is from RefSeq and is a predicted model, not a curated record. Gene Ontology annotation, cellular component: cytoplasm. Gene Ontology annotation, biological process: carbohydrate catabolic process; deoxyribonucleotide catabolic process. Gene Ontology annotation, molecular function: deoxyribose-phosphate aldolase activity. Lineage: Eukaryota; Metazoa; Cnidaria; Anthozoa; Scleractinia; Pocilloporidae.